This is a messenger RNA of Ictalurus punctatus (channel catfish), 3349 nucleotides long. Its product is annotated as stanniocalcin-2. The record is from RefSeq and is a predicted model, not a curated record. Lineage: Eukaryota; Metazoa; Chordata; Actinopteri; Siluriformes; Ictaluridae. Bases 251 to 1549 code for a protein of 432 amino acids. Gene Ontology annotation, cellular component: extracellular region. Gene Ontology annotation, molecular function: hormone activity. The transcript is spliced from 7 exons.
GAGCAAAAACCACCACAACAAAACAAAGGACUGGGAAGUGUUGAUAUUGAAAACUCAACGUGUUCGCAGUGCUGUUUUGUUUCACUUUGCUGCUCGUUUUCUGAAUGUCCGUCGCAUUGUUUUUGGCCAAAAGGUCGAGCGUCCUCCUCUUACCUCAGAAGAAGAAAAAAUAUCUCUUUUUUUUACAAAGCAACGCAACUUCAUAAUAACUUGUUAGCUAGCAUUGUUUGCUACAUCAGUCUAACUGAGUAUGGCCGAAAACGCAAACAGUGCAGCCGGCCUUCCUCCAGGAGAUCCUCAGUUAAUCGCACUAAUCGUGGAACAUUUGAAGAACCGAGGUGUUUUCGACGAGUUCAGAAGGGACUGCUUAGCAGACGUGGACACCAAGCCAGCUUAUCAGAAUUUGCGGCAGAAGGUGGACAACUUCGUGGCUAGUCACCUGAGCACGCAGGAGUGGAGUCCCUCCAUCAACAAGAACCAAGUGCGCAAUGGUCUGCGACAGAGCGUAGUACAGUCCGGGAUGUUGGAGUCUGGCGUGGACCGAAUUAUAACUCAGGUGGUGGAUCCUAAGUUGAACCAUAUUUUCCGGCCACACAUCGAGAAAGUUAUCCACGACUUCCUGACCUCCGAGAAGAAAGAAGAAGGAGUGACUAAUUCAUCGGCUGAGACGGAGCAGCAGGACGCCGCCAGCAACACCACCACAGCAAAGGCACAAUCGCCUUUAGCUGCCUCUUACGGUUAUGCUGCGGGAAUCCGAAGGCGCACUGAAAGAAAGCUUCUGCCGUUCCAGCCAGUUUUAUUAGCACUACCAGACAUGUAUGUGAAGCUGGCUGUAGUAGUGCUUGUGUUGACGGUACGGCGCAGACUGGACGCUACGGACACCUUUUCCUCCCACGAGAGGCCCCUCAACGUCCAGAAAAGGCGAUUAUCCCUACAAGAUACAGUGGAGAUCCAGCAGUGUUUGCUGAGCGCUGGAGAGGUCGGAUGCGGGACAUUCGAGUGCUUCACUAACAACUCGUGUGAGGUUCGGGGACUGCACGACAUUUGCUUGAGGUUCCUGCACAACGCCGGGAAAUUCGACUCUCAGGGCAAAUCUUUCAUCAAGGAUGCACUGAAGUGCAUGGCGCAUGGGCUACGUCACAAGUUCAGCUGCGUCAAUCGCAAGUGUGUUUCCGUGAAGGAGAUGGUGUUCCAGCUGCAGCGCGAGUGCUACCACAAACACGACCUCUGCUCCGUGGUCAGGAAGAACAUCAAGGUCCUGAUGGAGAUGAUCCACUUCCAGGAUCUCUUUCCCAAAGGGCCUCACGUGGAACUGGUGAACAUCCUGCUGGGCUGUGGUGAGGGGGUGCGUGUCGCCAUUACCCGCCGUAUUCAUGCCCAGUGUGAGCAGAACUGGGGAGCCUUAUGCGCCAGCCUGAGCCCCUGCCUGCCAGGCCACACCAAGAUCCAGACGGUGCCCACCCUCUCUCCUGUGCCUGCUAUGAGCAGCGCCAACUUCCUGCCUCCUGCUGGCCCUCCUCUCCCACACCCUGAUGGACAGCAGGUUUAGAUCCUUCGCUAAAGAAUAUGAGGCUCUUCCAUAGCCUUCAAUGCCUUGAUUGCACCGAAGUACGACACAUCUUGAGGCCAUCAAUUCAGGCAGGUCUGUUAACGACACUCAAAGGAGGUAACCAAGUGUGUGCAUAAAUGUAGUAUCGACAGUAUUGUCACUACCAUGGUAGGUUAGGACAGGAACAGCCCAUGAAGUGACAGCUCCAGCUGCAUUAAAUACAAAACUGGAGAAUCUCCAUCUUCACUUUUGACAAACUGGUGAACGUCUGCUGUCAACGAUGGCGUCAAGAGAGAACUCUAUAACCAGCGAUCUUUUAAGCUCGAGCAAACACAAUCGCUACAAAUGACAUAAUGUCCAUUUUUUCCCAGGUAGGUUAUAAGAGUAAAUUCAUGGUAGUCUUUCUCAAGCGCAUGAUAUAUGUUUACACUCUGAUCCACAUUUAGGUUUGGAAAAGUCUUUCUUCUGUCGAGUCGAAUCAUGCUUGGGAAUGUCAAAUUUAUGUACACUGAAUGUAUUAUUUCUGGGUAAAGCAGAGUGUCAAACGUGAUUGUGUGCCAACUGAUGCGGUAGAAAAACCGGGACUUGCGAUUAUAACUAAUAUCCAGCCACGCGGCACGGCUAAUUAAAUAAACUAUUUCAUAAAAAUGUUAGCAGGAGCACAGGCUUUCAUUUGACCAUUUGUUCCGUUUGAAGAAAUGGAAAAUCAAAUUCGGAUCUCUAUGUUUCUGACCCAUGAUACGUAUACUGACAAACAAUAGAAAGAAAAUGUUCUUUUUAUUUUAUUCAAAAGUUUCAAAAUAAAUUGUGUACAACAAUUCUAAGCAGAACAUGACACUACAGUAAUAUUUGGGUACCUACCUCAUCCUUUUAAAGCGCACCUAUUACGGAUUUGAAACGGGCCUAAUUUUGUUUUAAAGCUCCCAUACGACAGAUUUAUGUGCAUCCGAGGUUAAAAUAAAUAAAUAAAUAAAAAGCACUUUAACUUGCUCAUCUUUUAAACUGCAGUAUUACCCCCCCACCUCACCCCACAGUGUCACAAACGACUCGUUAAAUGAUCCGUCCUAAACUCCUCCUUUCAGAGAGCAUACUCUGCUCUGAUUGGUCAGAUGUCCCAGUCUGUCGUGAUCGGUCUACCCGAUGUCAGCGGGUGUCUAAAAGGAAACGCCCACUACCGUAACGAGUUUCAGCUCUGUCUGUUUCGCGAGCAGUCGACGAAGACCGGAGGCGGGGUUUUAUUGUUACAAACCUACGCAGAUUGGUACAGGAAGUAAAGUCUGGAAUCACUAACGACUCGAUUCGGCUGUUCAGAAUCGGUUCCUUCUUUUGAGAGUCGAUAACUCGGUUCGAUUUUUGAAACCUUGCAGAUGUUUUUACAUUCUCAAACAGCUCUAUAGCACACUACAUGAAAGGUAAUAUUCGAAAAACCAUAAUAGGUGCACUUUAACAUUUAAUUAUCAAGGCAACUUAUUAAAUGUACAGAGGUCAGUUACCCUCUGUGUAAAUGUACAUCUAUUUUUAAAAUAUUUAUUUCUAUUUUUCCAAAUGUUAUGCAUGACUUGUACCUUCUGUACCAUCAUUCGUCACGUACAACAGUACCAGGUAUACGUUAUUUUGACGUAUUUUCUAUACCACUUGUAUUAUUUAUACAUGUUUGUAUUGUUGUGUCAAAUAUUUCAGCAUUUCCUUACAUUCUGGUAGAUCAAAUCAAAAAUCCACACAUUAUUAUCCACAAAUAUUAUUUUCCCCACUUAAAUGAAUGUAUUAUUGGUCAAUAAAUUAUGUUCAUCUGUGUGCGAA